Molecule: messenger RNA, 2268 nt
Organism: Rotaria sp. Silwood1
Lineage: Eukaryota; Metazoa; Rotifera; Eurotatoria; Philodinida; Philodinidae
Source: the annotation of a GenBank genome assembly
AUGUUUCAACAAGGAUUCAAACACAAGAAGGUUUUUUGGUCGAUUGCACUCCUAUUAGGUGCAGCCGUCAUACUGAUACCUACUCUUGUAGUUAUCAUCAAACGUUCCAAAUAUAAUCAUGAUCAAACGAUAUCUUCAGUGACAAAACGAAAUGCUGAUGAUUAUCAGUCAAAUAGUGACUACUAUCAGUCAUUGACAAAUGUUCAUGACUUUUCUCAAACAGACAAUCUUCGUUUGGAUCGUCUUUCAUCUCCUCGAUUUCAUCCAAUCAAUGGAAAAAGUGUCAUCUAUUUAAGACGACAGUAUCAUAUGCCUGAUUUACGUGGAUCAACAACAACUUUACAUUGGCUUGAUUUAGAAACAAACAAAAAUGUUCAGUUAACACGACCCAUUUGGGGAAAACAUGAUAGUCAAUUGUUUUGGAUAGAUAAUACUACUAUUCUCUUUUUAUCCAAUCGAGUUUCAUCAAAUCUCACUCAAAUAUUUCAACUUACACUUCCUAUCAACUUAUUAGAAGAGACUACUAGUUUCCUGGAACCAAUUCAAAUAACAAAUUAUUCAUUGAGUAUUGGUAACUUGCUAGUAAAUAGACAAGCAUCACGUCUUGCAUUUAGCUGUCAAGUCUAUCCAAAUUUAACGAUUGAAGAAACAUUUGCUCGACAAACGACAAAGAAAAAGAGUGGUCGUUUAGUUUAUCAAUUCGACAAAUUAUUCAUUCGACACUGGGAUGAAUAUAUGACAGGUCCACGUCAUCAUCCAUUUCUUGUUUCAAUCGAACGACAAUCAAAUGGAAUAUUUAGAUUUUCAUCAGAACCAAUUGAUGUACUUUUCAAUAUAGAUAGUGAUUCACCAACAAGACCUUUUGGUGAUGCCAAAACACAAUGGUCAUUUAGUGCAAAUGGUAAUUCAUUUGCAUACACUCGACAAUAUGAUGAAACAAGUGCUGUAGCUUGGUCAACUAAUCUAGAUAUUUAUACAGUAGAUUUGAAUACACCUGGACAACGAAGUAUAUGUAUUACAUGUGAUAAUUUGGCAGCUGAUACUGAUCCAUCUUAUUCACCAAUAGAUAAUAAUGUAUUGAUUUAUCGAUCACAAUCAAAACCAGGAUAUGAAUCUGAUCAAUUCAAAAUACAGCUCUACAAUGGAUCGAAUUCGAAGAAAACACUUCUUGAUAAUUGGGAUCGAAGCAUCCAAGCUGUGACAUGGUCUGUUGAUGGUCAAUCUCUUUUUCUUGAACUUGGCGAAGAAGCACGAAAUGUACUCUAUCAUUUAUCCAAUCUAUUCACAAAUCAAUCACUUACUCGUCUAAUCAAUAGUGGUACAUCGCAUGAUGUCAAUGUUCAUCCUAUGAAUAGUCAAAUGUUUGUUUUCACUCAUCAAAGUUUUGUUGAACCAAUCAAUAUCUAUUUAUAUUCAUCAGAUGGAUCAAUGCGAUCUCUCACUGAUCAUAACAAAGCUCUAUUAGCUAAAGUGAAAAUGAGUCCCAUGGCUGAGACGUUUUCGUUUUCAGGUGCUCGGGGUGAUAAGGUUUGGGGAUGGCAUAUGCCACCAUCGAGUGGAACUGACAAACGAGCUCCACUUGCUUUUCUCAUUCAUGGUGGUCCACAAAAUAGUUGGUACGAUGAAUGGGGCUAUCGAUGGAAUUUUCAAACGUAUGCUUCUCAAGGUUACGCUGUCAUUGCUAUCAACUUUCAUGGUUCUGACUCAUAUGGUCAGAAUUUUACAGAUAGUAUUAUAGGUCAAUAUGGUUCAUUACCUUUCGAAGAUCUUCAGUUGGGUCUUACUUAUGCACUGAAAAAAUUUCCUUAUAUUGAUCCGAAUCGAGCUGUAGCAAUGGGUGCCAGCUAUGGUGGAUAUAUGGUCUAUUGGAUUGCUGGACAUCCAGAAAUGAGUCGUCGUUUCAAAACGCUCAUUUCUCAUAACGGUGUGUUUGAUACAAGAGCCAAAGGUUAUUCCACAGAAGAGCUGUGGUUUACCGAACAUGAUAUAGGCGGGUACACUCCAUGGGAGAAUCCUGCAGCUUAUGAACGCUAUAAUCCACUUAAGCAUGUUGCGAAUUGGACCCAGCCAAUGCUAAUUAUUCUUGGUGCUCAUGAUUAUCGUGUGCCAGAUACACAAGGAAUAAGUGCUUUUAAUGCUUUGCAACGUCGUGGCAUUGAAAGUCGGUUAGUCUAUUUUCCAACCGAAAAUCAUUGGAUAGUGAACCCACUUAAUUCCAUUGCCUGGUACGAACAAGUGCAAGGUUGGAUGCACAAAUGGACAAAUUAG